Molecule: messenger RNA, 1323 nt
Organism: Fraxinus pennsylvanica
Lineage: Eukaryota; Viridiplantae; Streptophyta; Magnoliopsida; Lamiales; Oleaceae
Source: the annotation of a GenBank genome assembly
AUGAAUACAAGAGAGGAAACCGAAUCUUGUAGAUUCUAUGCUAUCAAACUAAAUGGUCAUAGGAGAGCUAGCCACAAGGAUCUUACCUCUCAUCAAAAUGGUGACGUGAACACUUCAAAUAUUGAGGAUGAGCUUGAUCCAUGGACUGCUUUGGCAUACAAACCUCGUACCAUUUCAAUGUUACUUAUUGGUGCAUUUUUCCUAGUAUGGGCAAGUGGAGCACUUGAUCCUGAACAUAGUUCUUCAAUUGAUCUUGUUACCUCUGUGAAAAGGGGUACAUGGGCAAUGAUUGCAGUGUUUCUUGCGUAUUGUUUGUUGCAAGCUCCUUCUACAGUACUAGUCAGGCCACAUCCUGCAAUUUGGCGUCUCGUUCAUGGAAUAGCCGUCGUUUACCUAGUCGUAUUGACAUUUUUGCUUUUUCAGAGGCGUGAUGAUGCUCGGCAAUUUAUGAAAUACUUGCAUCCUCAUCUUGGUGUUGAACUUCCUGAACGAUCCUACGGUGCUGAUUGCCGAAUUUAUGUGCCUGAAAAUCCUACAAACAGGUUUAAGAAUGUUUAUGAGACACUUUUUGAUGAGUUUGUUCUGGCCCAUAUUCUUGGAUGGUGGGGAAAAGCUAUCAUGAUUCGCAAUCAGCCUCUUUUAUGGGUACUUUCAAUUGGAUUUGAGUUGAUGGAGCUAACCUUCCGCCACAUGUUACCCAACUUCAACGAAUGCUGGUGGGAUAGCAUUAUUCUUGAUAUAUUAAUCUGCAAUUGGUUUGGUAUUUGGGCAGGAAUGCGUACUGUUCGAUACUUCGAUGGUAGAACUUAUGAGUGGGUUGGUAUAAGCCAGCAGCCAAACCUUAUUGGCAAAGUCAAAAGAACAUUGGGUCAGUUUACACCUGCACGGUGGGACAAAGAUGAAUGGCACCCUCUUCUUGGUCCAUUACGAUUUGUUCAAGUUCUCAGCCUUUGCAUUGUUUUCUUGACUGUUGAACUCAAUACGUUCUUUCUCAAGUUUUGCCUUUGGAUUCCUCCUCGAAACCCCCUCAUAGCAUGGAGGUUGGUCUUUUGGUGGCUUAUAGCUAUACCAACAAUUCGUGAAUACAAUUCUUACCUGCAGGACAGGAAACCGGAGAAAAAGGUGGGAACAUUUUGUUGGCUUUCGCUUGGUAUCUGCAUUAUGGAACUCCUCAUUUGCAUCAAGUUUGGACAUGGAUUGUUUCCUAAUCCCAUGCCCAAGUGGUUGGUAAUUUUUUGGUCGUCUGUUGGGAUUGGCCUCGUAAUAUUCUUGGCUGCAUGGUCGUGGCAACUGCAAAGGGUGGUGUAUAAAAAAUGGCGAUAA